Molecule: messenger RNA, 1737 nt
Organism: Toxotes jaculatrix (banded archerfish)
Lineage: Eukaryota; Metazoa; Chordata; Actinopteri; Toxotidae
Exons: 3
Coding region: 649-1074 (141 amino acids)
Source: RefSeq, a predicted model, not a curated record
UGUAAUUCCGUUCUUGUGCAAAUAGCUUGUCCAAACAGCGACAAAGUGACAGUGUAGAGACGGUGCAGCCCGCCCUGCCCUCCAUUCCUCGUCACUGAAAAACCCUUCCUCAUAAAAAAACACUUCCUCACACCGCACGGAUCCUCCUGCUGCCGCUGCUGCUACUGCGCUGCUGUGGGCAGAUGAAAACCGAACAGUGCCCGGCCCACAUGCGACAUCAACUCCUAUCCUACUGAUUUUCGGUGCCGUAAUCAACCCAAACCCGGAUCCGCUUCUCCUGCGGGGAGAGAAAAGCAAAGCUUCAGAUCAGCAGAUAAUGAGAGAGGCGCGGCGGGGUCGCAGGAUACACGGACUGAAGCGGAGGGACUGUUUUUCCCGGAGUUUUUCAGAGCUCGGGAGGAAGCCACGGGGUCAUCAUGAGGAGAGCUAAAGUUGGUGAAAAGGAGAAAAGAGAUGGUUAAGCUUUCAGCCCACGCAUCUGCUGAACAGCUCCUCACCGCGACUUCCUACCAGACACACACUCCCAUUCCCAGCCGUAGUCUUGGAUGCUGUGUAUGAGCCCCCGCCUCUCUCUCCUACAGACUGGCUGCUCCUGAAGUGGAGGUGCAGCUGUACCUGGAAGAGGUGAAUUCCUAGAGGGCUCCGGACAUGCCGCUUCCCAAGGGAUUACUGCUCUGUCUGGGCAUUCUGCUGAUGACUGCUGGGGGGGUCAUAGUCCUGGUCGUGGGCCUGCCCUAUAACUCUGCCCCCCUGUUUGGAGUCGGGUUGUUCCUGGGCCUGGGGGGCAUGGGCCUGCUGGUCAGUGGACUCUGCAUGGCCAUGAAGAAUCUGCAGGCGGCGGUGCCCGGACACUUCCUACUGCGUCCUCGCACGGGAACUCGCUUCAGCCCACAGCAGGCCCUGGCCAUACAAAGGAGGUUGGACCGAAUUCGUCGGGAGAUGUCGACGGAUUCUGUCAGCCAGAGACCGGAGCCUGAAGCCUCCCUCCCAUCCACCCCGCCGCCCUGGACUAUGGAGCCGCCUCCGUCCUACGACACGGUGAUGAAAAGCCAGGAGGACAACGAGCAGAUUUAACCUCUGGCGGACAUCUUUACUUCGUGUCAGUGCCUUUUAUCUUCGAUUCUCAGAGGGAACCUUUAACGAACAGUCGGUGCUAUUGGCGAUAUAUUGGUGGCGUAUGCGCUGCAGUGGGGCCUCUUGUGUGCCUUAGGAGAGCCAUGCCGAUCCAAAACACGAGCCAAGGAGCAAGAAGAGACUGCAGCUGGUUAAAGACUUACACACUGAGCCCCAGUGUCGCCACCGUGUGUGUGUGUUGUGAUUGAUUUUAAACGGAAUUGAAAUGAUCACUGCAACUGCUUCACUCUACAUUAAGGGGCCUUUCUCGAGACCAGCAACAUGUAACUUUUACAACAAACUUAUGGGAAUCGUGUCAGCAGAUUGGCUGCGGGGCUCCUGUAGACACAUAAUUAGGAUACUUUAUUGGCCUGCUUGAAUUUAUGUGACCUACUACUGUGGAUGCAUAGCACUCUUCUUCAAACACAAUAAAAACUUUCCUCAAGGCUUCUCUUUGGAUCUUCGCUCUUUGCCGUCGUGACUUUGCACAAGAUUAAUUGACGGCUCACUCCGAUGCAAAGUGCCUUUAGCAGUGACAGCAGAAUGUAAACAGUACAGUGUUAUUCAUCUUUCAGCUUUGUAUCCAGUGUUUGCAGAGUGUCCACUGUUCAUUCUGUGUUGUGA